AUGAGACCUAGGAGUGCUGCAGGGUCUUGGAAGUCAGAUUUUGAUGUACCUAUUCUAUCAGAAAGUAUGAUGCUUCUGAUAACAGAAGACUCACCAUACAGAGCAGAAUAUCUGAGGAUGUUAAGUAGACAAGCAGAAACCAAAGAAGGGCUUGAAAAUGUGUCACCCAUGAAGCAUGAUGCAGAAGAAUCAAGCACACCAAGAAUGGAGCAGCAGGAUGAAUCUGAUCCUCAUCCAGCUGAUGAAGAUGUGCAUAUGAGUCUUGCAGCAGAAGAGCAUCAUGCUGAAGGCUCACAUAUGGGAGAAACAGGUGCAGAAAAAUCUAAACUCAAUAUAUUUUAUAAUUCUGAGAGUCAUUCUGAUGAACCAAUUCAAGGAAAAUAUGAAAUUUUACAUAUAAGCACUGUUUCUACAAAACAAAAUGUGAGUGAAACAAAAGACCCAUUUUUUGAAUCAGAUUCUGCGGAGGAAAAUGUGGUGGCAAUAGGUGGAGAUCAGUCUACUGAUCAAGCAAACCUGGAUGAGAAAAAUACGAGACAUCAAACUAUGUCCCCUAAACAACUUCAUAAGGAACUUGAAGACAUAUUUGCUACUGAGAAAACAGCCACGGAGGAAAAACUUGAUCUGAUACUGAAAGAAAUCAGAAAUCAAAAAUCAGAAAUCAAGGUUUUAUCAGAAACCGUCAAAACUGUGCAGAAACAAACAGAAGAAAAUAAUGCAGCUCUCAAAACAAUUCAAAAGUCUGUAGAAAACAAAGAGAGCUCAUUAGAAAUUGAGAAAGCUCUUAAAGAACUGCGUGAUAUCAAUAAAAAGAUGACUGAGGUUGCAACUACAGGAGAAAGUUCAAGUUCAGGAAAGAUUCUUGAAGAAAUACAUUUUCUCAGAGCCAACAACAGCAACAUGACUGAGGCUUUUGAGAAACUAUUAAUGGAAUUGACCGCACAAAGAAAUAAGGAAAGUCAGGAGUUUCAGAAAAUGAAGAAGCAAGAAGAAACAAAUACCCAAGCUCUUACUAACAUCCACUUGUUAGUAAAAAGAUUGCAGUACAAUGUUGCCACACUAGCAAAAGUUGAUCUUCAUAAACUGAAAGCUCCAAUUCCACAAGAAAGACAAGCAACAGGAUCAGAAACUCUUCAACAUCAACAAGAAGCCAUUCAACAAGAACAAACCAAGCAAACAAAAACUUCAACAACUCAAAAACAGAAGCAGACCAUGGGUCCACCUCCAGAUAAACAAAAGUUACCCAUGGGUCCUCCACCAAAUGUCCCAAAGUCAGACACUUCAAAGAUUCAACUGAAAGAACAUAUUCCAGUUCAACCAUCUUCUACAACCAUCACUGGAGAAACAUAA
This is a messenger RNA of Helianthus annuus (common sunflower), 1350 nucleotides long. RefSeq names its product shootin-1-like. The record is from RefSeq and is a predicted model, not a curated record. Lineage: Eukaryota; Viridiplantae; Streptophyta; Magnoliopsida; Asterales; Asteraceae. The transcript is spliced from 2 exons. Bases 1 to 1350 code for a protein of 449 amino acids.